Rhodamnia argentea is the source of this 1656-nucleotide messenger RNA. RefSeq names its product polyprenol reductase 2-like. The transcript is spliced from 6 exons. The coding region runs from base 328 to 1344 and encodes 338 amino acids. Lineage: Eukaryota; Viridiplantae; Streptophyta; Magnoliopsida; Myrtales; Myrtaceae. Gene Ontology annotation, molecular function: 3-oxo-5-alpha-steroid 4-dehydrogenase activity. Gene Ontology annotation, biological process: polyprenol catabolic process; dolichol-linked oligosaccharide biosynthetic process. The record is from RefSeq and is a predicted model, not a curated record. Gene Ontology annotation, cellular component: endoplasmic reticulum.
CUUCUCCCUUGACGUGAACUCUGUUCAGCUUCCCAAGCAAAAGGGGGCAAAAACACAAACAGGUGUCGCGCACUCUUCCCUGUCCAGUGAACUGGGAAUCUCGACCCGUCACGCUUGGUAUCGCUUUCCUUGAACGUCUCCGCAUUCCCACGAUUCCGUCGCUCCUCACGGCCGUACCCACCCCUCCUGCAGCCAUCGUUCGUUUUCUCUUCUUCAUUCUCCCAAUAGUUCAAGAAAAUGCUCGCGUAAACCCCGGGGUUUUCGUUGGCACCUACCGAAACAAAUUCUUCUGGUUUUCAUAAGGAAAAUUAGAAGACGGCGAAGAAGAUGGAGAUUGGACUAGUCGAACUUCUGAGGGCGGCAUGGAUUGCUGGGAUUUUGCCUUUGUUGGUCGCGUCCUUGCCUUUUCGGAGACUCAGUCGGCUUCACGAGGCGAUGAUGGGUUUCGCCAAGAGGGGCAAGAUCAUGCAGUCCUCUUCGUAUAAAUUUACUGUCCCUCAAAGGUUCUUCACUCAUUUUUAUGCACUAGCUGUCAUAUGGACAGGGCUUCUGCUUGCUGCAACAUGGCUAUAUGCAUAUGAAAUGGCACCUAUUGCCUCAGAACCCUUUCUUUAUUCCUCUAUUGCCGGACACUUGACAGGUGGAUUGCAUCAUUUUACAUUGCAUAGAUCUCGUUCAACUCCGCUAAAGCAUAGAUACAUGGUUUGGAAGUCUGUGUUUCUGCUUCUGUUAAUGGAGAUCCAAGUUUUGAGGCGCCUGUAUGAGAACAUAUAUGUAUUUAACUACAGCCCAUCAGCUCGGAUGCACAUAUUUGCCUAUCUAACUGGACUUUUUUUCUACACUGCUGCGCCAUUGUCACUUUGCAGCAACUUUGCAGUGGAAGUAUAUGAAUUUUCAGCCAAUCGAGUGUCUGAGUUCAUUGUUAGAGGCAAAGAUCAGAUGGCCUCCAGCGAAUUCGAUUUGUGGGAGUUUGUCAAUCCUCUUAUCAAGCUUGGAUGGCGUCACUGGAUUGGCGCUAUUAUCUUUCUCUGGGGUUGGAUUCAUCAGCAUCAGUGUCAUAGAAUCCUUGGCUCGCUACGUGAACGCAGAGAAGAAAAUCAUGAAUAUGUAAUCCCUCAUGGCAAUUGGUUUAAACUUGUCUCAUGUCCACACUAUUUGGCCGAGAUAGUUAUAUAUGCGGGACUAGUGGUUGCAAGUGGAGGAUCAGACCUGACAAUCUGGUUGCUGUUUGGUUUUGUGGUGGCGAAUUUGGUCUUUGCGGCAGCAGAAACACAUAGGUGGUAUCAUAGUAAAUUCGACAACUAUCCACGGGACCGGUAUGCUAUCAUCCCAUUAAUUUACUAAUAUUUGUGGCCAACAUACAAGCUUGUACAGAAGAGACAGCAAACUGUAAAUAGGGAAGGAUCAUGGGUUUCUUAAUCCCAGCCGUUGUUUAAUCUGGGUGUCUGUUGUAUAUGGCUGUAGGAGGAGUUACUCCCAUGCAGUUAUAAGAAUUACCAAGUUGAGUAAGGAUCAUUGGUUUCAUUUUUCUUUAAUUCAUUUGAUAGCAAAAAAGACUGUAAAGCUUGAGAAGCUCUUGCAUUAUCCUGACUGGUGUAUUAUUGAUGCAAAUUAACAUUCUUGCUGGAUCAAAAUUGCUGGAACAUAUGAUGAAUA